GCAAAAUGGCAGCUCCCACGAGAGCUCGCACUCUCUCCGUUUUGCGAGGAUUACUCCACGAACUAAAGCUGAUGACACCAAAGAGUAAAUUAAGAACCACUCCAGUAUAUUCCUAUGUGUUGGACCAGUACAGACAACACCAGUUAACCAGUAAUACGUACUGUAAGGGGGAUGGAGCUAUGAAUCAUCUUGCUGAAACAUACCUCUGUCUUUUGAAAAGUACAAGAGAAUGUAAGGAACUAAGAGAGGAAUUCAAAGGACAUGGAGAAAGAAGCACUGAAUCUACAGCAAAUUUAGUUGGAUAUAAAUUACCUGAAUCGUAUACAGAAAAUGGUUCAGAUAGCUAGCUUCCAUAUACAUAUUAGAGAAUCUGUAAAUACUACAUAUAAGUGAUUAAAUAUUCAAUUGAGAAACUGAUUUGAUGUUGAGUUGUUUUUUUUUUU
Molecule: messenger RNA, 443 nt
Organism: Lingula anatina
Lineage: Eukaryota; Metazoa; Brachiopoda; Lingulata; Lingulida; Lingulidae
Product: protein FMC1 homolog
Cellular component (GO): mitochondrion
Source: RefSeq, a predicted model, not a curated record